Colossoma macropomum (tambaqui) is the source of this 4674-nucleotide messenger RNA. It is a transcript of the gene thoc1, whose product is annotated as THO complex 1. Gene Ontology annotation, molecular function: protein binding. The record is from RefSeq and is a predicted model, not a curated record. NCBI's taxonomy places the organism in Eukaryota, Metazoa, Chordata, Actinopteri, Characiformes, Serrasalmidae. Gene Ontology annotation, cellular component: THO complex part of transcription export complex. Bases 126 to 2084 code for a protein of 652 amino acids. The transcript is spliced from 21 exons. Gene Ontology annotation, biological process: signal transduction; mRNA export from nucleus; regulation of DNA-templated transcription elongation.
GUGUGCUGUGUUAUUGUGAUGUAUUGUGAUGGUGUGUGUCGCCCCCUGCCGGUGGGUCCGGCUCAUGGCGGGCAGUGAUAUGACCCGGAAGCAGAAGCGCGGUCAGGCAGAGUGGAGGAGCUAAGAUGUCUCCGGGCGUGUUUAACCUGGUGGAGAGCAGAGAGAAGUUCACGGCUGCUACUAAAACUGCUCUGUCGUCCAGGAGCUGCAAACCUCUGACCAGCGUGUUCACCCACCUCCCCGGAAAUGAGACGGAGAAGAAGAGCACGCUGGACCAGGCUCUGCGGGGCGUCCUGGUGGAGCAGAUCGUCAAACACGCAGACGUGGACGAUCAUCUCUCUCUGAUCUACGUCAGCAUCGAUGGAGUCACUGAGGGCAUCUGCUCAGCCACCACCCCGUUCGUGUUGCUCGGCGAUGUCCUGGACUGCCUCCCGCUGGACCAGUGUGAUAAGAUCUUCUCGUUUGUGGAGGAGAACGUUUCCACGUGGAAAUCUAAUUCCUUCUACUCGGCUGGGAAGAACUACCUGUUGAGGAUGUGUAACGAUCUCCUCCGAAGACUGUCUAAAUCCCAGAAUACGGUGUUCUGCGGGAGGAUCCAGCUGUUCCUCGCCCGGCUCUUCCCCCUGUCUGAGAAAUCAGGUUUGAAUCUGCAGAGUCAGUUUAACCUGGACAACAUCACAGUGUUCAACAAGAACGAACAGGAGAGCACGUUCGGACAGCAGAGCACUGAGGUGAAGGAGGAUGGGAUGGAGGUGGAGGAAGGAGAAAUGGGCGAUGAAGAAGCUCCGGCUCCAUGUUCCAUUCCGAUAGACUAUAACCUGUACAGGAAGUUCUGGACGCUGCAGGAUUAUUUCAGAAACCCUGUGCAGUGUUACGAUAAGUUCUCCUGGAUCACCUUCGUUAAGUACUCUGAUGAGACUCUAGCUGUGUUUAAGAGCUAUAAACUGGAUGACACUCAGGCCUCUAAGAGGAAGCUGGAGGAGAUGAGGACGGCCGGAGGAGAACACGUCUACUUCGCCAAGUUCCUCACCAGCGAGAAGCUGAUGGAUCUUCAGCUGAGUGACAGUAACUUCAGACGCCACAUCCUGCUGCAGUACCUCAUCCUGUUCCAGUACCUGAGGGGGCAGGUCAAGUUCAAAAGCUCCAACUGCGUCCUCAAUGACGAUCAGACGGCCUGGAUGGAGGAAACCACCAAACUCGUCUAUCAGUUGCUCAGAGAAACUCCUCCAGAUGGUGAUAAGUUUGCCGCCAUGGUUGAGCACAUUCUGAACACAGAGGAGAACUGGAACUCCUGGAAGAACGAGGGCUGCCCGAGCUUCGUCAAAGAAAGGUCAGCAGAAACCAAACCCGCUCGGCCCAGCAGGAAGAGGCCGGCGCCGGAGGACUUUCUGGGAAAAGGUCCUGACCGAAAGAUCCUGAUGGGGAAUGAUGAACUGACGAGACUGUGGAACCUCAAUCCAGACAACAUGGAGGCCUGCAAGACUGACAGCAGGGAGUUCAUGCCGUCUCUGGAGGACUUUUUUGAGGAGGCCAUCGAACAGGCCGACCCGACGAACAUGGUGGAGGACGAGUACAAGGUGGUGGGGAACUCUAAUUACGGCUGGAGGGCCCUUCGUCUCCUCUCUCGCCGAAGCCCACACUUCUUCCAGCCCACCAACCAGCAGUUCAAGAGCCUGGCGGAGUACCUGGAGAACAUGGUCAUCAAACUGGCUAAAGAACUGCCCAAAGAUCUCCCCUCUGAGGAGAUAAAGACGGGAGAGGAGGAGGACGAGAACGGAGACAACCUGCUGAAAGCCAGUAACGACAGUCCGAGCAUUCAGAGCAAGCUGGUGACCAACAGUCAGAUGGACGAGAUUGCGGCGAAGCUGGGCGGCCAGUGGAGGGCGCUGGCAGAUCAUCUGGAGAUGAAGCCGGCGGAGAUCCGGGAGAUCGAGUCGGACAGCGAGGACGUGGAGCUGCAGGCCAAGAUGCUGCUGGUGGCCUGGCAGGACCGCGAGGGGCCUCAGGCCACCAUGGAGAGCCUCAUCACCGCGCUGAACGCCGCCGGAUUCACCGGCAUCGCAGACGGCCUGAGCGAAACAUAAACGCUAAGCGGCGGCUCAGUCGGUGAUGCUGCCCACAAACGUAACCAAACGUCUUCAGUCACGAAAGUUCACUGCAAAAAUGGGAUCUUGUCAAGUGAAAUGAUCCUAAAUCUGGUCGAUAAGUCUAAUAUCUCCCAUUCUGAGAUAGUUGUGCAAUUAUUAUGGGAUUUUCUAGCUCAUUUCUACACAUUUUUACUUGUUUUAAGUAAUUUUGGGUUUAAUUACAAUGAUCUCACCAUACUGGCAGAUACUGUUGGUGGUUUCAAACUCAUUUCUUAAAACAAGCAAAUUUAUCUGCCAGUAUAGUGAGAGAAUUUUACUUAAUAAAAUGACUUAAAACGGGCAAAAAUGUCUAGAAAUUAGGUGAAUAAUCUCAAAUGAAACUUACAACAAUCUCAACAGGAGAAAUAUUAGAUUUGUCAACAAUAUUUAAGAUUAUUUUACAUGACAAGACAUUUUUUUUUGCAGUGCACAGACAAAAUUCGGGUUCCUACAUCAGUUUUUAAGCUGUUUCACUGCCAAAAAAAUAGUAUCUUUUCAAUUGAAAUGAUCCUAAAUCUGGUCGAUAUGGCUAAUAUUUCCCAUUCUGAGAUGGUUGUGCACUUAUUAUGAGAUUAUCUUAUUUCUAGACACUUUGUAAAUAUUUUAAGUAAUUUUAUAACAAAAUUAUCUCACUAUACUGGCAGAUAAUGGUGGUGGUUUCAAGCUAAUUUCUUAAAGCAAGCAAAAUUAUCUGCCAGUAUACUGAGAUUGUUUUACUCAAAAUGACUUAAAACGGGCAGAAAUGUCUAGAAAUGAGGUGAAUAAUCUCAAACUAAGCUUAGAACAAUCUCAACAGGAGAAAUAUUAGACUUAUUGACUAUAUUUAACGUAAGUUUACUUGAUAAUAUACCAUUUUUUUGCAGUGCACAGACAGAAUUCAGGUUCCUACUUCAGUUUUAAGCUGUUUCGUGGUCUUUGGUCCAGUGUUUCUCAGCCCUGGACCUGGAGGCCCGCUGUCCUGGACUUCUUAGUGUUUUCCUUGUUUCAGUACGCCAACACAAACUCAGUGAUUCGCUGGAUCAGUGUGUUGGAACCAGGACUGAGAACCACUGCUUUAGUCCACAUUUCUAGAUAACGUUGUCGUACAGAACCAGAUUAUUACUGACCAACACUCGGUCUGAGCUAGUCUGAUGAUGUGGCCACCGUGCUAGGCUAGUUUGUGCAGUAAAAGCUUCCACUGCUUGUUAGUUACACACUUAAAAAUGAUGGUUCUUCAAGGGUUCUUUAGUAAAGAAAAUGGUUCUAUGUAGGACCAUGAACACUCAAGCUUUUCAUGAGUAAAAGGGUUCUUUGCAUCGUGAAAACAUUUUUCAGACUGGUGGAGAAUGUGCUGUAGAUGGUUCUAUAUAGAACCCUUUUGAAAAGGGUUCUUCUAUUGUUGACAUUGUGCACAAUAAAAGAACCCUUUUUGGUGUAGCAUAGAACCAUAACAGGAUAGACAAGAUGGAACUCCUUCAUGAUGCAAUCUUGUCUAUCCCGUUAUGGUUCUUUUUGAAGAACUGACAUCGUAACUUUUAAGAUGCAGUGUUGUCUGUCCUGUUAUGGUUCUAUGUAGCACCAAAAAGGGUUCUUCUAUUAUAACAGGCCUAACAUCGUGACCACAGAAGGACCCUGUUUGGUGCUGUAUAGAACCAUCUACAGCACAUUCUCCAUUAAUCUGAAGAACCAUUUAAUGAUGCAAAGAACCCUUUAAUCCUGUGUUCAUGGUUCAAUAUAGAACCAUUUUCUUUACUAAAGAACCCUUGAGGAACCAUCAUUUUAAGUGUGUGUUGGCUUCAUAGCUCAUGGUUGACCGAUCGCCUGAUUUCGUGGUGAGGCAGGAAACUCUGUAAACUCUGACGACCCGUCGCUUCACUGGAGUCCGUCUAAACGUGCUAAUGAGGCUAAUAAUUACCUGGAGUUUAAUUAGCACAGCGCGAUUUCAUUAAACAUCACUCCACACCUGAGUGGACGCAGGUGUGGUCAGUUUGAGUCAGGCUAACCGGUUUAAGCUAACUUGUUUCCAGUCAUCGUUAGCUAGCUAUGCUAGCAUUUCCAGCUGUUUUGCAAAGCGGGGUUUCUCAGUUGGCUGAUUAGCUUAAGCUAAACGCCCAGCCUGUUUGAAAGAGGUGCAGAUUUUAAUGGGUAACUCCUCAUUUUUGGCUCAAGUUGUCUGGAAAUCCUGCUCUGCUCUGUGAAAAACCCCCCAGUCGUGUUAAAGUUCGGGCGCACAUUUCUGCCUUUGCUCGUUUGUUCAAUCCAAAACAUUUAAGCCGGAUCUGUUCACGACUCGCAUUACAGACCGAGUGACCUAGAACAACAUCGCAGGUUCAGGAACGGCAACAGGCUUUUUGUCCAUCAUUCAGAAAACUGCUAAAAAGGUGGUUCUUCGAGGGUUCUUUAGUAAAGAAGAUGGGUUUAUAUAGAACCAUGAACACAAACAACUGAUUAAAGGGUCCUUUGCAUCACAACAGGGUCCUUCAGAUUGAUGGAGAACAUGCUGUACAUGGUUCUAUAUGGAUCCUUUAUGAAAAGGGUUCUUCUGUUAUUACAAGCUUAUCAUCAUCAC